GUUGGAGUUGUUACAUUUUCCGACUCUGUUCUAGUUCCGCCCGGUAACGACAAAAGCAGUGAUUGUUAUAGUUACCAACUCGCUGCAGCAACUUCACCUAAUCUUAAUUAUCUCCGAGGCUUUGUCAAUUCCAUUCAAGAAUAUGGAAGCACUCAUUACAGUACAGCAUUCGAAGCAGCUUUCGAUCUUCUUGAGGCAUCGCGCCCUCAACAAGGCGAGCCUUAUCGAGUUAUUUUAUUUUUAACUGACGGGGAACCCACUGAUGACGCGGCAACGGAGUACGAUAGGAAACAGAUGAUAAUGAAGGUCAUACAAAAUAGAAAUCUUCGUAUGGGAAAUGAGGUGAUUAUUAUGACAUAUGGACUUGGUGAUGAUGUUGGUCUUGAUUUUCUGCAAGAUAUCGCUUUACAGAAUGGAACUAAAUAUGGCGUUGUUCCUGAUACAUCAGUUGGAGAAAUCAGACCUGGUCGAUAUGUACACGUGUCAGAUCCUAGCAUGUUGGCAACUGUGAUGGCGUCUUACUAUGACUAUUUUUAUAAUGAUCACAACUCAGAAGACCCGGUGUUCUCAGCGCCAUUCAGGUCUGCUCCUGGUACUGAUUUGCUAACGACUGCCACCCUACCAGUAAUAUACAACGAGGAACUGAAAGGCGUGGUCGGUGUUGACCUCUCACUAUCUGAUAUCACUGCUGACUUGACCUACAUGAGACAUGGACAACUCAGCUACCCAUUCCUGUUUAAUGCUGGAAGUAGCAAUACUGAAGGACGUACACUAAUACAUCCAUUACUUCCUCCUCCGGCUGUUGAUGAAACUAGUAGUGUGUUCGUACACAUUACGUCAUUGGAAAGAGAAGAUGCAUUCAGAAAUGAUGUAUACCAAAAAGCUAUUAACGAGAACGUGGAGAGUGGUAACGUGACAUACUUAGCAAAGCGGUAUUUACCACGUGGAGACUCUACACACGAUGGCGUAAACACAAUAGAAGUGGAAAGCACCGUACACUGGACAAAGGCCCAACCAUCACCGUUCAUAAUUGGUUUAUCUAUUGCAACAAAUGACUCGCACACAUAUCUCAAACCAAAGCUUCCUUCAGAGCAAUCCGCUGUCAAAUUUGGACCGGAGGCUUUUCUAGACCCCGCACAAUACCUUGAAAUAGAAGAACAAGAAUAUAUUGUUAACAGUUACAGUAAUUACAUGAACGACAACACGGGGACAGCAGUAAACCAUUUUUUUAAAGAUGGUAUCAAAGACACCGUAGUUGGUACACACGUUGUAGACGAUAUCUGGGUGAAUGACGUCAGCGGUAUUGAACUAUACACCUUACUUCGUUACAUUGGUACAUAUGACGGUGUAUUCAGAAUGUAUCCCGGCGUGAAACUCAAGAAAAAGUACGAUCCUACUACAAGACCAUGGUAUAUCCGGGCUAAAAGUAACAAAGGUCUGACAACAUUGUCCACACCGUAUUCACCAGGAGGCGGACCUAAUCACGUGAUAACUCUAAGUCACACUCUUAUUGGCGGAAAUCAAUCCCAUCAUGCAACAUCCGAUGAAGUAAUUGGUGUUAUGGGCUUGGAUUUGACCUUGACAUACUUCUACCGUCUACUCACUAUGUCCUAUUCACAAUGUAUGCAAGAUAAAUACAGGUGUUUUGUUGUUGACAACAAUGGCUACUUUGUUGUUCAUCAAGAUUUUUUCAAUGGAUUAUCCAAGGUAUCCGAUGUACACAUCACACAACUUGAGCCAUCUAUAGCACAGGAUCUGAUAUACAAAAGAGUUAUGGUUCUCAAAGACUGUAUUGAUAUGCAGGGAAUAGAACGUCAGCAUUAUUAUGAGGUUGCUAUAAAUAAUUCAAGAGGUGUGGUUGAUAAUAUUAAGUCAAAAGAUGAUUGCACGAAAUAUCAGCUGCUAUCAAUACCUCUUACAAAUGCAUUUCUUGGUAUCGUUGAAAUAUCAGCAGACUGUAAGCAGACAGCCUGUUACUGUACAAAGAAUCACCAAUGCCAGAGUACAAGUGUAAUGCAAUGUAAGUGUCCAUGUACAUCGUCUGUUUCUACAAUAUAUGACUUCUGUGAUGGUGCAUUCACAUUGACAAGUAAUCACUCACCACCAUGUCCGCCACCAGUUGAAGGAGAGUUAGAUAUACAACUAUCAUCAACAACAGGUGCGGGUAAAGACAAGAUGAGAAGAGAUACUGGCAUACCCAGCUGCUUCGAUCCACAAUGCGAAAGUCGAGACUCAUACAAUGAUUGUUUUGGUAUUAUAAGUUGUGCAUGGUGCAAUGCAGACAUCUCUGGCAAUGAUUUAGAAAGUCCGUAUUGUACGACUGCUAAUCAAUUUAUAGAUGACUUAUGCGCGUAUAACCAUCCAACCAGUAAGCCUAUAACUGAACCACCACCCCUCCCAAGUGAUAUGAGUAAACGUGAGGGCGGUGGACUAUCCGGAGGUGCCAUUGCCGGCAUAGUAAUCGGUGUGUUACUUGCAGUGGUGAUCAUCGGUCUCAUUACCCGGCGAUUUAUACGGAAAGAAAAUGAACGGAGAAGUGAAAGAAGAAGAAACAAUCAAGAACGAUCAACAUCGGUUGAUCCGGAAUACACACCUGUCCCAUCAGCUCCUCCCCCGCCAAAUGCGCCCCCACCGUCCAAUCCUUAUAUCAACGUACCGAUGACGUCAAUAAUGACUCUGUCAAGGGAUCAGCUUUAUCCGACAAACUCCGUUACUUUUGCGUCGGUCGAUGACGUCAGCGUGCCUGCAGCAAAUGUUCCUACCGAUGACGAUCUUAACAUUCAUGACGACAUUGGUGCUAAUUCAGAUGGUGAUAGUCUCAAUGUCCAUGCAAACAACAGAACUGUCGAUAAUGGAAACAACGAGAGUAACGAUGUUGUUGAAAAUGGCAGUGGUACUUCUGACGUAGAUCAACAACCACCUCCAUCCGUGAUAUCACAAUCCUCGAACAGUGAAGCACCCGCAGAUGGUGACUUACAAAGGGAAUCGCAGGCUUAA
Messenger RNA from Saccoglossus kowalevskii, 2997 nucleotides. RefSeq names its product VWFA and cache domain-containing protein 1-like. Lineage: Eukaryota; Metazoa; Hemichordata; Enteropneusta; Harrimaniidae. The record is from RefSeq and is a predicted model, not a curated record. Gene Ontology annotation, cellular component: voltage-gated calcium channel complex. Gene Ontology annotation, molecular function: voltage-gated calcium channel activity.